Messenger RNA from Annulohypoxylon truncatum, 1535 nucleotides. RefSeq lists its product as uncharacterized. Lineage: Eukaryota; Fungi; Ascomycota; Sordariomycetes; Xylariales; Hypoxylaceae. The coding region runs from base 249 to 1253 and encodes 334 amino acids. The transcript has 2 exons. The record is from RefSeq and is a predicted model, not a curated record.
UGAUAAGUAACUCCAUAUAUUUUGAGGUCAUGUUCGUGUAGCCCUACAAGGAAUUGCAUCCAUGCUAUGUACCACCUACUAGCUAUGCAUCUUGAAUGUUUGUUGGCUUAGUUGUGUAACCAACGGCUGGCGGGAAGGUGGGAAGGCGUAAAGGACAUUGUUUUUUUAUCUGAUCUUUAAUUUAACAUCACCAAUGUCAUAUCUGUAUCCCGACAUCUGGAUCCGGCCUCGAUGCAGGUAAUCCCAAGAUGUUGGCAGGUAGCCGAUCGCGAUAUCGUCCCGCCUAUAUACUGGUUUCGAUCUUUCUCAUCUCCCUUCUACUUCUCUGCAACUAUCGACGCAGCAAUGCCCUGCCGCAAAACAUCAAUGAUCCCGUUAGCAGCAGUGAGGUCAAGUUGCAUCUUACCACCCAUCGCGAAACAGAGAUUGUGGUAGCGAGCACGAGAAAGGAGGAUGCUUCGUGGGUUUACCGCCACUUUCCACACUGGAACCCAAAAGUAUACAUAGUCGACGAUCCCUGGACGCUCCUGACGGUGCCGAAGAACAAGGGCCGCGAGGCUAUGGUAUAUCUCACGUACAUCAUCGACAACUACGACGACCUGCCCGAGACGGCAAUCUUCGUCCACGCGUCGCGUUUUCAAUGGCACAACGACGACCCGGACUACGACAUAAUACCUCCGCUGCGCAACUUGCGGCUCCCGUACGUACGCGAGGCCGGCUACGUCAACCUCCGCUGCGUGUGGAUCAUCGGGUGUCCGGCCGAGAUCCGGCCCUUCGAAGAUGAGGAGAUCGGUCCAGACGGGGCGUGGAGCAAGGUCACUAAUGGAAAACAACCUACCGCUAAAGGCGUAUUCAGAAGAGCCUUCGAGGAACUGCUCCCCGAAGUGCCCGUGCCGGAUGUCGUCGCAGUCAGCUGCUGCUCGCAAUUCGCUGUGAGCAGGGACACCAUACGACUGCACUCGAAGGAGAGGUACCUGGGCUUUCGAGACUGGCUGCUCUCGACGCCGUUAGACGACGGGCUAAGCGGGCGAGUGAUGGAAUUUUCGUGGCAUAUCAUCUUUGGAAAGGAGGCCUAUCACUGCCCUUCCGCGAAGGAGUGUUAUUGCAACGUCUUCGGCUUGUGCGAUCUUCCGUGUACGGACUCAUCCUGCGACGGCAGAUAUAUCCUACCUCCGUUCUCAACGCUGCCGAAGGAGUGGCCGUUAUUAGGAUGGGAUCACGAAGAUCGGGGAUAUACAGGGUCGUUAGAUUAGCGCAUCAUAAGGAGAGGAAGAUUCUCCCGAAUGAACAAGUCAAUUCGCGAAUAUCGAGAUAUGGUGUUGUAUUACGAGAUGUCGAAGAUCUCAGGGCAGCGACUAUGAUUCGAUUACUCGUCUAUCUAUCCGGGUAUGCUGAGUAUGUCGUGAAAUGUAGGUAACUAGGUGGGUUUCUAGAUGAUGAAAGAAAGAGAACGUUGGAGUGUGGUAGAGAUGUGCGACCGAUGACAUGAUACCCUGUAGAUGGCAAGGCGGUCCGUGCAUUAGGCGUUUGCCAGC